Molecule: messenger RNA, 11472 nt
Organism: Hemiscyllium ocellatum (epaulette shark)
Lineage: Eukaryota; Metazoa; Chordata; Chondrichthyes; Orectolobiformes; Hemiscylliidae
Gene: myo9aa
Product: myosin IXAa
Exons: 43
Coding region: 165-8243 (2692 amino acids)
Biological process (GO): positive regulation of GTPase activity; intracellular signal transduction
Cellular component (GO): myosin complex
Molecular function (GO): GTPase activator activity; microfilament motor activity; ATP binding
Source: RefSeq, a predicted model, not a curated record
GGCAGGGGAGACGGGCUCGUGUCAAACGGGAGAUCGCAGGGCGGCGCGAGCGAGAGGAGACGGGCUCGGUAACGGUCGCCACCGCCUCCCGGGGAAUGAGGUGUGAUGUCAUGAAUCCUACUGUAUGGAUGUGCUAUCAGUGCUGAUGGCACCAUUGAUCCAAUAUGAAUGUGCAUGACAUUGGAGGAAGACGACGCUAUGAAGACAAUGAGUUUACAUUACGCGUUUACCCAGGGAAUAUAGCAGAAGGCACCAUUUAUUGCCCUGUUACUGCAAGGAAAAACACUAGUGCUGCAGAAGUUAUAGAAACCCUUAUUUAUAAAUUGCAGCUUGAAAAGACGAAAUGCUACGUCCUGGCAGAAGUAAAAGAAUUUGGUGGGGAGGAGUGGAUACUCAAUCCAUCAGACUGUCCUGUGCAGCGCAUGAUGCUUUGGCCACGCAGUGCCCUAGAAAAUCGAUUCAGCAGCGAGGACUAUCGCUUCUUACUUCGAGAAAAAAAUCUUGAUGGCUCAAUUCAUUAUAAUAAUCUACAGUCAUGGCUGAGAGUGACGGAGGAGCGAAGGAGGAUGAUGGAGCGGGGAUUUUUGCCCCAACCCCCGCAGAAGGACUAUAAUGAUUUGUGCAAUCUCCCGGACUUGAAUGAAAAAGCACUCCUGGACAACCUGCGCAACAGGUUUAAACAAGAGAAAAUCUACACGUAUGUGGGAACGAUUUUAAUUGCCAUAAACCCUUUCAAAUUUCUUCCUAUUUACAACCCCAAAUAUGUAAAAAUGUAUGAUAAUCACCAACUGGGAAAGCUGGAGCCCCAUAUAUAUGCAGUUGCUGAUGUGGCAUAUCAUGCCAUGCUGCAACGCAAAAAGAACCAAUGUAUAGUUAUUUCAGGUGAAAGUGGUUCAGGGAAGACACAAAGUACAAAUUUCCUGAUCCAUCAUCUUACAGCUCUGAGCCAGAAGGGUUUUGCCAGUGGAGUGGAACAAAUUAUUCUUGGAGCGGGUCCUGUACUGGAGGCUUUUGGGAAUGCAAAGACAGCUCAUAAUAACAACUCGAGCCGUUUUGGUAAAUUCAUUCAAGUGAACUACCAGGAGACUGGCACUGUACGAGGAGCUUAUGUUGAAAAGUACCUGCUGGAGAAGUCGCGGCUGGUCUACCAGGAGCAUAAUGAACGAAACUAUCAUGUAUUCUACUACUUGCUGGCAGGAGCCAAUGAAGAAGAGAAAAAAAGUUUUCACCUGCAGGAGCCUGAAGAAUACCAUUACUUGAAUCAGAUGACAAAGAAACCACUCAGACUGACUUGGGAUGAUUAUUACUAUGAUUCAGAACUGGACAGUUUUUCUGUUGAGGGCGAGGAUCUGAAACAUGACUUUGAGCGCUUACAACUAGCCAUGGAAAUGGUUGGAUUCCUGCCUAAGACACGCAAACGGAUAUUUUGUCUCCUGUCUGCAAUUUUACAACUUGGGAAUAUAAAGUACAAAAAGAAGACUUACCGAGAUGAUUCAGUCGACAUUUGCAACCCAGAAGUGUUGCCCAUUGUCUCGGAGCUUCUGGAGGUUAAAGAAGAUGCACUGUUUGAAGCACUGACUACCAGGAAGACUGUGACAGUUGGAGAGAGACUUAUUCUGCCCUAUAGACUAUCUGAGGCAAUAACUGUACGUGACUCCAUGGCUAAGUCCCUUUACGGUGCCCUAUUUGACUGGAUAGUAUUCCGAAUCAACCAUGCACUCCUUAACAAUCGUGACCUAGAAGAACACCAGAAGAUUCUUUCCAUUGGUGUACUUGAUAUUUUUGGCUUUGAGGACUAUGAGAACAACAGCUUUGAACAGUUCUGUAUCAACUUUGCUAAUGAGCGGCUUCAGUACUACUUCAAUCAGCACAUUUUCAAAAUGGAGCAGGAGGAGUACAGGUCAGAAGGUAUCAGUUGGCACAAUAUAGAUUAUACAGACAACAGUGGCUGCAUUAAUCUCAUCAGCAAGAAACCCACAGGCUUACUGCACCUAUUGGAUGAGGAGUGCAAUUUUCCACAGGCAACAAAUCAGACGCUGUUGGACAAAUUCAAGCGGCAGUAUGAAGGGAACAAUUAUAUCGAGUUCCCAGCGGUGAUGGAGCAAGCUUUUAUAGUAAAGCACUAUGCAGGGAAAGUCAAGUACCAAAUGAAGGAUUUUCGAGAAAAGAAUACUGACCACAUGCGUCCCGACAUUGUAGCACUCCUGAAAAGCAGUAAGAACGCUUUCAUCAGCAGCCUGAUUGGCAUUGACCCAGUAGCUGUCUUCCGCUGGUCAAUACUGAGGUCCUACUUCCGAGCAGCGGUGGCUUUCCGAGAGGCUGGGAAAUGCUAUGUUGAGAAGAAACCUGGGCAUGGUGAUGCUGUUCCAUUUCCGGUUUUGAAAACUGUCGAUAGUUUUAGCUUUCUGCAUCACCCAGUUCAUCAGAGGAGUUUAGAGAUUCUCCAGAGGUGCAAGGAGGAGAAGUACAGUAUUACGAGGAAAAGCCCCAGGACACCAUUAUCUAACUUGCAAGGGACAAACACCAUUAAUGAUAAAUCAACACGUGACCUGCAUGGAAUAAGCUGGAAUGGCAGGACAGGAGUCCAGGGUGCAAGGCUUCCCUCUAGUCAUUCUCUGAUUGAUGGGGAAGGGACUUAUUUGAAUUCUUCUAGCACAAAGCUAUUGGAGAGGGCUCAUGGUGUCCUGAUGAGGAAUAAGAACUCCAAAACCAAACUUGUUCUACCAAAGCACUUAUUAGAUGUGAAGUCGCUGAAGUACCUGAUGGGACUGACAUUUCAUGACCGUAUUACCAAGUCUUUGCUUCAUUUGCACAAAAAGAAAAAGCCACCCAGCAUUAGUGCCCAAUUCCAGGCUUCUCUAAAUAAACUGAUGGAGACUCUGGGACAGGCAGAGCCCUACUUUGUCAAAUGCAUUCGAUCAAAUGCAGAAAAGCUUCCUUUGCGCUUCAAUGAUCACCUGGUCCUGAGACAGCUAAGGUACACUGGCAUGUUGGAAACAGUGAGGAUACGACAAUCAGGCUAUAGUAUUAAAUACACUUUCCAGGAAUUUGUGGCUCAUUUCCAUGUACUUCUGCCACAAGGCACCAUCUCUUCUCAGUGCAAUAUCAGGAGAUUUAUGAGAAAUGCGAACCUUGAUGUAGCCACUUAUCAAGUAGGAAAAACAAUGAUAUUUAUGAAAGAGGUUGAGCGUCAAAAGCUGCAGGACAUGUUGCACAAGGAGGUCCUGAGACGAAUUGUUUUGCUUCAGAGCUGGUUCCGUGCCGUCCUUGAACAGCGACAGUUUCUCGAUAAGAAGCGGGCAGCAAUUAAAAUACAGAACUGUUGGCGACACUACAAAAUGAAAGAGCACCUAAUUUGCACAGAUCUCAGUGUCUUAAAUGCAGCAGCGACCAGUAUCCAGGCUGUGUGGAAAGGUUACCAACAGAGAAAAAUGCUUUUGCGAAUGCAUGAUGCAGCAAUUGUCAUCCAGAGGUGGUGGCGUGAUUACCACAGAUAUAGACUGGCAGCACUGUGCAUUCAGAAACACUGGCGACGAUACAAGGAGAUGCAAGCAUACAGAGCAUUCCGGGACAGCAUAAUAAAGAUUCAAGCUGCAAACAGAGGUUUUGUAGUACGACGCAGGUUUCAGGCAUUGAAAAGGCAGAAACUCAAAGAAAAGAAGAAACAACUGGAUAGUGAAAAGAUAGAGACCUUGAACAAACACAUCCCAGAUGAAAACCUUCCUGAAAUCAAUAAGCCUUUGCUGAGCAAGUUAGGAGAUAAUCUAGUUGAGACUUGCACUUCAAAAGAAAAUGACAGACAGCAAAUCCAUUCUGAAUGUAGUAAUAAUUCAGUAGAUUUGCAGGUUGGAACUUCUAACUUUUCUAAUAUUGCCAAUGUGCCACAGGGUGUGAUUGUCAGGGAGAGACCAAAGUCCUUUUCUGGAGAUCCAGACAAGCAGAAAGUGGUGCGUGCCAAAAGACAUAGUCGGAGAAUGCGAGAAUUGGAACAAGCCAAGUUUAGCCUUGAAUUGCUGAAGGUGCGAUCAGGCGGUGUGUCUCCCUCAGAGGAGGGACGCUGGUCCACUGAACUGGUAUCUGAUGGUGUGAAUUCCCUAUCUCCUCAGGGAACACCAGACAGCGAGAGCUCAAGAGGUAGUUUUGAAGUACCUAGCUGUGAAGAUGAACUGAAGAGAAAACAGUCUUUAACUGUUUCUGAUGAGCCAUUCUCUGAUUCCAGCCUGCAUACUGCUCAGGAUUAUCUGUCAACAAGUCCCAAACCAAAUAAUCUCAGUCUGUCCACUAAUCCAACGCUUCAUGGAACGAACCUGCUUUCCAGUCCUUACAUGAACACUAAUUAUCCUAGUGUUGACUCCAAAAUUCGAGAAACAGACAAUAAAGAGUUCCUUCAUCAAAGAUCAAAUUCUGAAGAUCGAUCUCCCAGUCCUAACUCAAGUGACAGUCAGUUUUCAAGUUCUAAAUUGGACUGUCGUCCAUCUACUCAAUUACAAAAUCAUGAUAAUAUGUCCAGUAGCUCAAAGCCAAAUGAGAUUAACUUUGCACAUUCUGACCACUUUACGAUUGAAGGCACUAUUGCUGUACCCAAAACAGAUGAAGAGGGUGAUCAGUCACUUGAUGGUGAAUCUUCAAAAGAUGAACAGCCUUGUUUAGCAGACGACAAUGCAGGCAUUAAUCCCUUUCCUCAAAUUGCAAUUCUGGAAAGACUUGAGCGGUUAAAUGUACAGCAGGCAGAGAGACAAAAGCAGAAACGGCAGCAGAAUGAGAAGGAAAUGAUGGAACAGAUAAGGCAGCAGACAGAAAUCCUGGAGAAGCAACGCAAAGUUUUUGAAAAACAAGAGAAGGACAUGUUUGAGAGGCAGCGAGGGGAAGCGCUGCAGAAAAUAGAACAAUGCAGACAGAAUGAUAUUGCUCCCGUUCCUUUCAGACCUCCAAGUGAACAAACGGGUAGACCUCAGACCUGUCUUGCUUUGCAGUCAGACAAAAAAUGGGAUUCAAAUAUCAAUUCAGAUUCUCAAUCAAUAUCAUCCAAUGAGUCUAAAAUAUUAAACACUGCAGAAGUUUUUGAUAAUUACAAUACCACAAGCUACCCUGGAAUAAAAGAUCGAUCUAUCAGUAUGUUUUUUGAUAAGAAGGAUCUGCAACCAAGUGGCCUACAGGAAAUCGAGAAGCUAGAUGGGUGGACACCAAAACUCAGUUUGGAGUUCCGUGAAUCUGGUACAGAGCAACCCCGACCACCCAAACAGACAGGACCAGGUGCUGCAAACACAGGGGAAGAUGACAGGACCAAUAUCUUGUUUUUUUUGCCCAAAGACAAGAACACACUAAGCAAGUUUAACAAAGAUUCUGUGAAUCUGGAAAAAUCUGAAAUUUCUAAAGAAGGACAAGCUUUCAGAGAAAAGAUGGUGACAACAUCACGAUUAAAAUUAACUGAUGUUGCAAGACCAGCGCACAAAAAGAAAGCCCGCAUGGCGCGGACCCGCUCUGAUUUCUUGACUAGAGGCUCUAACGCUGAAGGGGAGAGAGAGUCUGAGGAAGAGGAAUAUGUUGGCCCCUCCGCUGAGCCCCUUCCCUCCCCCGACCAACCUAGGCCUGAGCUGAGGCCCAAGGACAGUGCCAGACAGGCCUGUUACAGUGACUCAGAAAUGAUGCAGUCUACACGGAAUGAAGAUCAGAAGAAGCUGCACAAAGCACAGUCUCAAGAUGAAUUGGGCAAGUUGGACCCUGUUCAAGAGAGUUAUGUCCCAGAUGGCAGAGCUGUUUUGAAGGGUCGUAUGAGGUUCUGGGGAAACAGAAAACAAGGAGAAAAGAAGCUCCCAAGGGAGAAGCUAGCUACUCAGUCAGAGCUGCAGGAGCCCAGCAUGGGUCAGGAUGUCCAGGGGCCACUAUGGAGAAGAGAGCUCAAACCCAGUGAGGCUGUACUUAAUCUAACCACCACUGAAGGAAGGGACAGUCCUUUUAAAGGUCAGGAACUCAUAUCUCAUAAUCUGACCCCACCCAGGAGUCCUGAUUUAGGGCUAGAGCGAGGGAAAGAAUUUAAGGAGAAUAAAGAGCCAUCACCAAAAGUAAAGCGAAGGAGGAGUGUGAAAAUUAGCAACGUGGGCUUGGAGCCCAUACAGUGCCAGCACGACGAGUUACAGAUUAUUACCAGUGCCAAUGAUUUCAAGUGUAUGAAUGAAUUCCUGCAGAAGAAGAUCACUGACCUGGACACUGAUGACUGCAAGAAGGAUACAUUUGUGGAUGUUGUUUUUAAGAAAUCCCUUAAAGAGUUCCGUUUAAAUAUAUUCAACUCUUAUUCAGCAGCUUUAGCGAUGGAUAAUGGGAAGAGCAUUCGGUACAAAGAUUUGUAUGCGCUAUUUGAGCAGAUUCUGGAGAAAACGAUGAGACAGGAGCAACGUGAUUGGAAUGAGUCUCCGGUCAAAGUGUGGGUCAACACCUUUAAGGUGUUCCUAGAUGAGUUUAUGAUGGAAUACAAAAUUCUGGAGAAUAACACUGGAAAGGCGCAAAAAGUUGAAAGGAAGAAGAGACGGAAGAAAGAAACUGACAUUGUGGAGGAGUACAAUGGUCAUAUUUUCAAAUCUACACAGUACAGUAUUCCCACCUACUGUGAAUGCUGUUCCUCUCUUAUCUGGAUGAUGGACAGAGCCUGCGUCUGCAAGUUAUGUAGGUAUGCUUGCCAUAGAAAGUGCUGCUUGAAAACUACAAUCAAAUGCUCCAAAAAGUAUGACCCCGAGUUAUCAUCUCGGCAGUUCGGAGUGGAGGUCUCCAGACUUACCAAUGAUGAGCGGUCAGUUCCAUUGGUGGUGGAGAAACUGAUCAACUACAUUGAAAUGCAUGGCUUGUAUACUGAAGGAAUCUAUAGGAAGUCUGGAUCAACCAAUAAAAUCAAGGAGCUCAAACAGGGCCUGGACACAGAUAUUAACAGCAUGAAUCUGGAUGAGUAUAACAUUCAUGUCAUUGCCAGUGUUUUCAAACAAUGGUUGAGGGACCUCCCCAAUCCUUUGAUGACGUUUGAACUCUAUGAUGAGGUUCUGCGAGCAAUGGGUCUCCCAGAUAAAAAGGAAAUAAUUAGAGGUGUGUAUUCCAUAAUCGAUCAGUUGUCUCGAACUCACAUCAGCACACUUGAACGGCUCAUCUUUCAUCUUGUAAGAAUUGCACUACAAGAAGAAACCAACCGGAUGUCUUCAAAUGCACUGGCUAUUGUCUUUGCACCAUGUAUUCUUCGAUGUCCGGACACCACUGACCCAUUACAAAGCGUACAAGAUAUUUCAAAAACCACUGCGUGUGUGGAAUUGAUAAUUGUGGAGCAAAUGAACAAGUACCGAGCAAGGCUGAAGGACAUCAACAGCCUGGAGUUUGCAGAGAACAAAGCCAAGAACAGACUGUCACUCAUCCAUCGCUCAAUAGGUAAAGGUCGCCUUCGCCGCUCAAAUUACAGUAGCCCUGGCUCUCCAAUUGGAAUGCGACUGCCAUCAGUUGCAGAUGUUCCUGAAGAAACGGCAAGUGCUGAUGAGUCACCUGACAUGGACUUGACUGAGCAACAGCAGGCAGCCAUGCAGCAGGAGGAGAGGGCGCUAACUGAGCAGAUAGAGACUCUGCAAAAAGAAAAGGAGGAGCUGACUUUUGAAAUGCUUGCUCUGGAGCCACGCGCCUCUGAUGAUGAAACCCUUGAAUCAGAAGCAUCAAUUGGAACAGCAGACAGCUUUGAAAAUCUAAGCAUGGAUUCUGAGGGAGCAGUAUCAGAAUGUUCUGAAAAAAAAUUAGUGAGCUCCAUCACCCCACACCGACCUGAAGCAGUGAACAGGCUGAGGAGGCCGCUAAGGAAGAAAGCAGACUCUUUGGAAUCGGUUGAUUUAGUUGUUCAUUCGUCACCUACCAUGUCGUCGUCGUCGUCAUCAUCUGGUUUACCUCAAGGAGGAAGACGAUUUCGUUUUCGUUCAAAAUCACCGUCCCCACACACUUUAUACCACACCCACAAUAUUGCCAACAGCCCUGAGCAAAGAGCAGAUGGAGAUGGGGCAUACAGCCAGUUGAAAGUUCAAGAAGAGAGGCCACAGUUUACAAGUAGAGGCACCUUCAAUCCAGAAAAGGGCAAACAAAAACUAAAGAUGCUGAAGCGCUCAGCCCAGAAGCCCAAAGAUCCAACUGAUGGGACCUCGAGCAUCGGGAAAAAGCGUAGUGCUGAACCUGACUUCAGUGCUCACCAGCAGGUGGUGGUAUUUGGGAACAAUGAGUUCAUGGUGUGAGGCCAACGAUUUUCCAAGGUUUCUGAACUAAUUGGGUAGUGGUCUUCCUUCCGUCCCUACACAUCAUGUUCCUCUUGGUUGCUGCUAUCUAAGUACACCACAUGCAAUACGUCCAGUUCACAUAGAUGGCAUCACUGCCUCAAGGAAUAACAAAGAGAAGUGAUUUCUAUUGAUUUUUAAAAAACCUAUCGGAAGGUUUGUACUGUGGCCUUAACCAUUGAACAAUUGAAAAAUCUCUGCACGACCUACUGGUAUGCCAAGAAAUAUCCGAGCUGUAUUUCAACAGCUGUUGGUCGCUGUUCUCAAGAGUAGAGAAGAGCAUCUGCACUCCAAAGGGUUAUGAGAGUGAGGCCAUAUUUGAAGAAGCACUUGCUUUCAAGAAAUCAAUCUUCCAGAAAAGAAGGGACUGCUGAGUCUACUCAUUCCAAAAGACUUAAGGAAAUAAGUGGAUCUUAAGUUUUAUCCCAUUGCCACACUCCAUUGAUGCUUGUAGAUAAAGAUCAAGUGAGCUUAUUUGAGAAAUCGCAGAAAGGCUAGAUGCUUACAAUCAGACUCAACAGCACUUCUCACUACCUUAGAGGCACUGCUGUCAGACCAAGGAUUUUUAAAUGUUUUAGGAACAGCCAGUGGCCACUGGGAAAUCUAAGCCAAAAUGUCUUUGUACAAAAAUGCAUUAACCACGCAUACUAUGUCUGACAUUUUACAGGGUUUCAGGAACCACUUUACCAAUUAAGUUAAUGCUGCUCCUACCUGGGUGUGUAAAUUUAGAAAGCCUGUUAAAAGGGGACCAACCCAACUAAACAGCUUGCAAAACCAACAUCUGUCCAAGCAGCAUCGGGCAUGAGCAAAAGUACAGUUACAUUACCACUUGUCAACUGUGAUGCAUGAUAGUAUAGCUAAGUCAAACCCAUGCUUGGUCCUUAUAAAUUUAGCCCAGAAGAAAAUCUUUUAUUGAAUUGUCAGUAUUAAAAGCAAAGAUGACUUGAAGAAUUUUUAGUCUGGUUUCUAAAGCUCACUGUUAAAUGUUUUGUUUUUAAGGUUUAUAUUUUAUUUGAUUUUUCUUCUCUAAAAAUGUUACUUCCAUGAUGUAAGAUUGUAGCUUCCUGUCCAAAGGGGAUAUAUGUGGAGUAGGUUAGGAACAAAACUGAAUGUAACAAUCACUGGAACGGGCAUGCUGGACUUCUCGUAAUCUAUAGUAUGCACAUGACUGUAUAUUUCAAGGAAUCUAUUUGUAAAGGAUAUAUUAUCCUGUGUCAUACUCUAUAAUAAGUACUGAUAUAAACUGUUCAGCAAACACAGCCCAAAUUGAGGUUUCUGUACAGUUUCAACUCUGUAUUUUGACGUUAGCCAUUGGAGUGGCCAACUUAUGUAUAAAAUGCAAUUUGUGUGUAUUAUUUCUUAAGUGUACCUGUAUGAUUGUACAAACAAGUUUAUGAACAAAUACCCUCACAGCUUAUUAAAUAACAAGAGCUGUAAAACUCACUGCUUGACUUUCUUCUUGUGCACCGAAGAGGAACCUGAAAGUGCUAUUGGCAAAAUCUGUGUGUCAAGUAAUAUUGAAUGCAUUGUCACAUUUUUUAAAAAAAAAGAAGCCUUCAUGCUGUGAACAUGGAGAUAGGUCGAUAAUGCUUGACUUCAUGUGAUUUCUAUGUGCAUAUGUUUGUGUACGUCUUAAUUUUUCCUUAUCCCAAAUCUACUUCUGAACAGCCGUACGUUGCUGGAAAUGCUAGCCCAGCUAACUCAUUCUACUAGCAGCCAAAACCACCUGAUUCAAUCAGAAACAGUAGUUACAUUUUCAACUUUGCCUGCUUCAAGCUUUCUCUCUGCUGUCACCUAAUUGCUUCACUGCAGCUGGGAAGUUGGAGUUUCUUUUUGUGGUUCUUGCUUAUUCAGCUGACAUGCUUUGUGAGGUAAGAGCACUUUGAAAUCCCCCUCUUUUAUUAAUUUCUCUCUAUUAAGGAGUGAUUUGGCCAUGGAAAAUUGUGUUUUUUUCAAGAGUACUCUAAUAGAAAUAUUCAUUGAUACUGGUAACCUGCAGUGAGAUCUGUAGGGUACUAGCGUUCAUACAGGAUAACUGCAGCAGGAGAGCAAUAGCAGUUGGAGAUGGGGAAUACAUUCCCAUUUUGAUGAGCAGAAGCACUUCUGCCAGCUACUGGAAACUUUAGCUUACCAAAUUGAGCUAGAUCAUUCUGCAGUUCCUGAUGGCUGUGAUUUUUUCUGUGCCUCCACCACUCCACACCCCAGCAUCCCAAGAGAAAACUAAUUUGGAACUACCAUGAUCUGUUUAAUAUGUCUAUAUUUAUUUAUAAACUCCUGGAUUAUUUGGGUUGGAGCAUUGUCAAUGCUCCUUUAGUAAGUUAUUGCUUAAUCCCAUCAUGUAUCUUUUCUCAGUUGUAUGGAGUUCCUAGAUUCGUGGAAUUUCAAGGAAUUGCUCAGAUUUGUGCUAAUACUCGAUGUGUUCGGUCACAGAUUCUUCUAAUUUCUAGUUUUUCUCCUCCAAUUUCUGUCCUGUAGGUGGCAGUGCACACUGAGAUAUGGGUGCACAGGCGCUGGAUGCCACUAGUAUGCUACCCAAGGGACCAUUUUUCAUUUGUAAACCAAGAAAAUGGUUGUAAGACAGCUGCAUUUGAUGCUCCCCUGCCUAAUAUCCAACAUUCAUGCACUUUCUUGCAAAAAUGACAGGAUGUAGAUCAGGGAUCCUUGGAUCUCUAGCUUCACUUCUCUGGCCCAAGGUUGCACUCCAAAUACUAUGCCCCAGUGGUUAGAUCUGUUGAUGUGUGGAGACUAGCACUUGUGUGCACACACAAUGUUUUGGCUUAAUAUUUGUUUGAAAACUAAGUGCAAAAUAACAGUUUUGGGAAAAUGUGGGUUGGACAGUGUUAAGUAACAGUGGAGAACGUGAGGCAGUUGUAAGACUCUGAGGACCCAGUGGGAUAACAUUGCAAAUCACAGGAGUGCAAGAGCUUUGCUUGAGCCUUGAAUUGUCUCCACUUUGUACUUGAUGUGAUAAGGACACCAAGCUGAGAAAGUUUCUUCACUUUCUGUAUCUGCUAUAUUGAAAGAUGUCAAUGAAAGUGCAAUGUAAGUAAAUGCAUUAUGUUGGCCUCCAGGGGCUGGUAUAAAGGGAUUACAGGGUUGGUGUUGGGAAUACAUUGCUGAAUUACUGUGUAUCUUGUAUGCUAAUUUAAUAAUUUGCCAUGAUCUAAUAAAGUACCUUUCUGUCUUUUUA